This is a messenger RNA of Arachis duranensis, 2624 nucleotides long. RefSeq lists its product as uncharacterized. The record is from RefSeq and is a predicted model, not a curated record. Gene Ontology annotation, molecular function: zinc ion binding; RNA binding. NCBI's taxonomy places the organism in Eukaryota, Viridiplantae, Streptophyta, Magnoliopsida, Fabales, Fabaceae. Bases 269 to 2314 code for a protein of 681 amino acids. The transcript has 3 exons.
GUGCCAUUUUUCAUUUUUCACUGCACUUUCAUAUUCCUUCCUUUCCGAGUGCUGCUUCUUCUUCUUCUCCUUCAUUCCACUCCACUCCACUACGCAUUCUACGCUUUCGAAACGCAUCGUUUUGCUCACGCCGAUUCCAACUCAAGUGAAUAACAGCGACUCGAGUUCCGCCAACUCCUUCACUGACAGAAGGGAAAAAAAAAAAGAAAGAAAAAACAGAGCUACCAAACGCAACAAACUCCACUGACUUCUCCAUCGCUUCUAGAAGAUGUCUUUGUAUAUUGGUAAUAUGUCCGAGCACACCCGAAAGGAUGAGCUCGAGCAUGUUUUCCGUAGGUUUGGGCAUUGUAACGUUCAGCUGAAAAGGGAAGGAUAUGGGUUUGUGGUGUUUGACUUUCCUCCUAAUGCGACGAAGGCUUUGAGGGCAUUGAAAGGUAGGAAUAUAUGUGGGGAACCACUUACUCUGACGUGGUCCAAUAAGCAGCCUGCUGGGAGUUUUCAGAGGUUUCCUAGGGGUGGUGGUAAGAUCUACGAACCAAGACGUGGAAGGAAUUCUGAGAGGAUAGGGCAUGUGAGGAGGAAAAUGGGUUCCGAUGGAUGGAGGGAUCAGGAGAUGGGCAACGAUGGUAGGGGUGGAUCUGUUGGGGUUCCUAGUGAGGAGAGAGGAUAUCAUCAAGAUGAUUUUAAAGACUAUGUUAGGGAAGAAAGAGAUUAUAGGGAAGAGUUUCGUGAUGAUGGCAGUGGAGUUGUGCCUGCCUUGGAGGAAAAUGGAAGAUGGGGUGAGCCAAUUCAGGACACAUCGGCUGGCAAUGGAAACGAAAAUGCUCUAGAAUUUGAUCGAUAUGAACCUUACCAUGGCUAUGACAUGAAGCAUGAUGAUAAUCAUAUAGGUUACCGCGGUAGUUCUCCUAGAGCAACAUCCUUAGAGAAUAUGGCCAGAGUGCGGAUUGGUGAGGAAACCGUGAAUCGUCCGAAGGACUCAAAAUUCCGGCAAACAUGCUAUAGAUGUGGUGAGCCAGGUCACAAAAUGCGAGAUUGUCCAAAACAGAAUUCUUCACGGAGAAAGUAUGAGAGGUUGGAUGGUAGGCGAAAUAAUAAAAUAGAUGGAAAUCAUAGAAUUGAAGAUGAAGAUAAAUUCAGGUCUGAAUCCUGGUCGAAGAUGCGGUCAAGUAGGGAUGCUUUAUCAAUGAGGAACCAGAGAGAUGAACGGAGGGGGUCUGCAUCACGACAAUACCAUUCACCAUUAAGAAACAAAUUGUCCCCUAUGGCAAAGGAAACCGACAGGCACCGAAGAAGGGAAUAUGGAGGGAAGAAGCGGUGCAGAAACGAAGUAGAAUCACCUAAAAGACCUAGGGGAAAAAGAUCAAGACGGUCAACCAGUUCUUCCUUGCAUUCAGAUUACUCUACUUCUCACUCACUCCCAAAUUCUCGAUCACCCAAGUCUCUGCGGAAGUCACGUUUCCAUUCAAGAUCAAGAUCAGUAUCUUCUAGAUCACACUCCUCAUCUUCAAAGUUAAUAUCUUCUUCAAAAUCUCCACACCGCAAUGGCAAAAGUUCAGAUUAUAGGAGGUCAAGCUCUCAUAGAUCUUUGUCUGUCUCACUCAAUCAGCCUUUGCCAUCAUCUGCGAAAAAGAUCGAGCCCAAUUCAAAAUCAUCUUCCAUUAAUGCUACCGCGCUUGAAUGUAUGGAUCAUUUGGUUGUACAGGGACAUAAGAAUGGGAGUGCAAUGGAGUCGGAAAAUGUUCAAUCCAAGGAUGAAGGUCUUGCUGUAAAUGGAACCUCUGCAGUGCACUCUACAGUGGUGGAUGACAUUGAAAAUGACCAAUGCGUUCAGGUGGACAAUGAUAAAAAUAGUAGUCUAAGACCAUCAGAUACAUUAGCAGAUUUAACCAAAUCGCCUGUUACCAGGAAUUUGUCUACAGAGGUUGUGAAAGAGAAAGAGCUUUCUUGUCACACUGAGACACCAUUGGUGCAUGAUAUUCAGAAGGGAAUUCAGAACCAAGUUUCAGAAACUUGUGUCAAUUCCCAUUCUCGUCAUACAACAGCCAUAUCCACAGAGGAAAUGUUCAUGGUUCUUAAGAAUUAUGGGUUGGAACUUCCAAAAGACAAUGAAGAAACUUUAUCAGUGGAUGCAUUCUUUGGUUCUGCUCGAUUGUGGCCUUGGCAUAUCGUUUAUUACCGUAGGUUGAAGAAGGGCCCAAUUUCAGCUGAGAACUAUGCUAGGCGUGUUGCACAGAAUCAGGAAUUUGGCAUUGUUGAUAAGUAUAUAAGAAGCAGCAGUGGAUGGGGAGAAGUUGAUCUUGUGAAUUCUUAAUACUGCAGCUACAAGUGAUCCCCUCUUUAGUAGAUUUAUCCUCGUUGAGUGCACUACAUUGUGAUGUUCUUCUUUUCGGCAUGGCUCUGUAUUUGCCCAGGCUUGCCAUGUCAUGGAGGAAAAAAAAAGGGUGUUGCUCAUCAUCCUAGGUUAUCUCAUUGACUGGUGGACUAUAGCUAUUUCCUUUCCUUUUCAAGUAGGCUGGGUUUUGGAUUGAAUAACAUUAGCAUAUCUUCAUGUAAAUAAUAACUGAACUAAUCUUGUGCGGAAUCAGAAAAUCAAGAAAUAACUAUAGUAUGGGUUAAUCACA